This is a messenger RNA of Sphaeroforma arctica JP610, 259 nucleotides long. RefSeq lists its product as hypothetical. The transcript has a single exon. The annotation marks the transcript as partial. Lineage: Eukaryota; Ichthyosporea; Ichthyophonida. The record is from RefSeq and is a predicted model, not a curated record.
AUGCACACAUCCUACGUACCCCCAUCGGAUGAGAAAGGGAAGGCUGUCCGUGAGGAGAGACGGCCGGACGAUGGACUGCUCUGCUGUUGUGCAUCUGAAUCGGUCACACUCACAGUGAGGCCUUUGCCACUGUUUAUAGUGCGCUGUACACACAGUGUAGUUAUGGCGCAAACGUAUGUGGAGCAGAGGCGAGUUAGUCAAAAUGAUACAACUAUGAAGAUACAAACGUAUGUGGAUCAGAGGCAAGAUAGUCAGAAUG